CACCUUGCUUAACUUCUUUCUUCUAUUUAAACCGCCCUAUUUAUAAAAUAAAAAAAUCUUUUCACCUCUUCACUCAAAUCACUCGAACCUUCCAAUAAUUCAUAUCCUCAAUGGUUGUUCUCACUGAACAUGAAAUUUUACCAGGAUCCUCAUCUUCAUAUGAUCAUAUUCAUAGAUAUGACGUAUUUUUAAGUUCUAGAGGUGUUGACACUCGUAAUCGCUUCGACGCUCACCUCUACAAAGCCCUAGUGGAGGCCAAUUACGACACGUUCAGGGGCGGAGCUACCUUUAUGCCGGGGGCAACGCCCGCUACGGCUUGGCGCGGAAAAAAUUGGAAAAAUUAGUGUAAAUUUUGAAAAAAUUUGAGGUUUUUUCGAUUUCGUUACGGCUUAUUUAUAAACGUUACGGCUUGGCGGAUUUUCUAGAUCCGUCACUGGACACGUUUCUGGAUGAUGAAGAGAUUGAAACCGGAGAACCACUAAAACCUGAGCCGGAGAGUGCGAACCAGAAAAGGAAAUGAUGUUUAAAGCUUUUUCCACAAAGAGUUCUGAAAUAGUUGGGUCUCAGGUACAGUGUUCACAAAAGCGUCCAACUGCAAUGCCACCUGCUGAAGCUCCUUGCAUGCCUAUGUUCCCACAAGGUUUAGGCCAACAAACGUUUGAUGGUCAAGCUCUUGUUCCAGGUAUGAGCACAGAUGGGGGUCCAAUGGCAAACUUUUACAUGCCAAUGGUUCCGACUGAAGAUCAAUAACCAAGUCCAUCCGAAAACGGUGUUCGGGCCGGUAUCUAUUAUUAUUUGUUUUAGUUAAGUAAUGGGUCAAAACUGUUUUUAUGUUUAUAUUAUGUAUUUGGGCCGGAGGCCAAGUCUAGUGGGUCGAACGAUAUGUCAAGUCCAGUUAGGUUAUGUAAAUGAUUAGAGAACAAGCGGGUUGGGCCGAAAGCUUGAUGAACCGGUACGUUUCAAAGUAAAUAACCGCAUGAGCGGUUAUCAUGGAACCAACACAUCCAUCUGUGAAACGUUGUGACGUUUGGAGACGUACCCGUUCACGGCGUAUAAAGCCGGCUGCAAAUCCCUUGUUCUUCGUUCAGUCAGUUCGUUAAGUUUCUGUAUUUACAAGUUAUUGUUAUUCAAAAGUUCAAGUUCGAUCAAGUUCUAUUCGGUUAGUUUUAUUAUCAUUCAGAAGUUUGUUUUGUUCGAUUCAUAAUGAUACACUGUGAUUAUUGUGGGUUGUAUGAAAACGAUUGUGUGUGCGGUCACAACACCAUCCGUUUCGAAUGGUCCUGGGUUUCCGAUGACGAUGAUACCAACAUUGGUAUCAGAGCCAAAGGUUUAACAGGAAGCGGAAGGAGUUGUGAUCAAGAUGGGAACCGGAUUUGUGGAAACAAAGGAAAAUCGGUGGAAACCGAUCACGGUGAAGAUGUUAUUGUUCGUAGUGGAAAGUGCGGCCGGACGGCGGAAGAGGAUGAGUACGCGCAGGGGAAGCCAACCAUGCGAACCGGGAAAUCACCGGUGAAGAAGUUUCCAAGGAAAGUGUUUCCAAAGGGUUUGGUGAAGAAGUCCGGUAAGAAAUCUAAUGCACCGGUGGGUAGGCCGAGGAAACCGGGAGUCCGAUGUUUCAAGUGCAAGGAAUUCGGUCAUAUCGCAUCGAUUUGCCCAAGUAAGUAUAUCAAGUUAUCACCGUUACCAAUUGAAAGUGAUUAUAUUGUGAAAGAUACUUGUGGUGGCAAAUGGGAUUCAAUAUGGGUUGUUGAUCCCACAUUCAAAACACAUAUGACGGGAAACCGGAAUAUGUUUAAGUGUUUCAAGAGACACUUUGGGGUUGUGACAAACGAAAGUAGGAAAGAUUUUUCGUUUGUGCAUGGAAUAGGAGAAGUGAGAGUGCCGGUGGACGGCAAAGACAAGACGAUCCCGUGCGUAAGUUAUGCACCAAGUCUAGACAAGAAUGUUUUAAGUCUAGAACAACUCUUGUUUCAAGGGAUAGAAACGGUUACCAUGGGGGAAACGUGUGUGUUAAAGAAGAUGUUUGGAUGUCGUUCGAAAGGAUUCGACAUUUAUGAAGACAAGUCGGAAGUCGACUUGGAACAAGAUUAUCUCAAUGCAUUCUACGAUAAUCUUGGUGUUGACAACGGCUACAAGAAGGAAAAGAAAGAAUUCCAAGAGUGUUUGGGUGAAUACUACGAAAGGGAAUUCGAGAAAACAAGAAACAAGAAGAAAGUGUACGGUGAAAAUUCAAAGGCUAAAAAGAAGGAAGUUGUGUAUUCCAAGAAAGCGAAAAAGGCGCUUUUGAUUUACAUUGAAGGCGAAAAAGAUAACCCGCGUCAAUCAAGAGAAACGCUUCGGGAACGAGCGUUAAUUCUCUCACAACUCGAGGAGGACGUCAUCGAAAGAAAUAUGAUUAUGGAAAGUUGUGUGGAACCGGGAGAUCUUAUUACAUUGCACGAGGAAAUAAAGAAACACCAAAGAUUCUUCGAUGCACCAUUCGAAGAAGUCUUGGUUUGGUUCAUUACGGAUUUCCUCGGGAUCGUAUGUGAGAAAGCAAUGCCGCCAGAACUGAUCGAUGGCCUGAGACCUUAGUCUCAUAUUGUUACACCGCAUCGUAAAGCACAAUGGAGGAUUCAAAGAAGUGAUGGAGAAAAAUAUGUGGGAUGUGAUUGCGGCCAAGUACGGUUACGAACCGGAUGAUGCAUACGAGAUGAAAGUCGCCUACAUCUAUUACUUGGAACUAGUCGAGUGGUACUUCGACUACAUGAAGAAAGAGCGUGAGAGAAAGGAAGAUGGCAUGGCUGGAAAUUCAAGCAACAAUUGCGGUUGGCUCGACGAAUCAAGCGACGACGACGUGGUGGUCAAGAUAGAGGUCACCAAUAAUCGCAAGGAGUGAUCCACGGCCGGAGAUUCGGAUGUUCUUGCUUAGGGCGGUGAAUGAAGAUCAAUAACCAAGUCCAUCCGAAAACGGUGUUCGGGCCGGUAUCUAUUAUUAUUUGUUUUAGUUAAGUAAUGGGUCAAAACUGUUUUUAUGUUUAUAUUAUGUAUUUGGGCCGGAGGCCAAGUCUAGUGGGUCGAACGAUAUGUCAAGUCCAGUUAGGUUAUGUAAAUGAUUAGAGAACAAGCGGGUUGGGCCGAAAGCUUGAUGAACCGGUACGUUUCAAAGUAAAUAACCGCAUGAGCGGUUAUCAUGGAACCAACACAUCCAUCUGUGAAACGUUGUGACGUUUGGAGACGUACCCGUUCACGGCGUAUAAAGCCGGCUGCAAAUCCCUUGUUCUUCGUUCAGUCAGUUCGUUAAGUUUCUGUAUUUACAAGUUAUUGUUAUUCAAAAGUUCAAGUUCGAUCAAGUUCUAUUCGGUUAGUUUUAUUAUCAUUCAGAAGUUUGUUUUGUUCGAUUCAUAAUGAUACACUGUGAUUAUUGUGGGUUGUAUGAAAACGAUUGUGUGUGCGGUCACAACACCAUCCGUUUCGAAUGGUCCUGGGUUUCCGAUGACGAUGAUACCAACAUUGGUAUCAGAGCCAAAGGUUUAACAGGAAGCGGAAGGAGUUGUGAUCAAGAUGGGAACCGGAUUUGUGGAAACAAAGGAAAAUCGGUGGAAACCGAUCACGGUGAAGAUGUUAUUGUUCGUAGUGGAAAGUGCGGCCGGACGGCGGAAGAGGAUGAGUACGCGCAGGGGAAGCCAACCAUGCGAACCGGGAAAUCACCGGUGAAGAAGUUUCCAAGGAAAGUGUUUCCAAAGGGUUUGGUGAAGAAGUCCGGUAAGAAAUCUAAUGCACCGGUGGGUAGGCCGAGGAAACCGGGAGUCCGAUGUUUCAAGUGCAAGGAAUUCGGUCAUAUCGCAUCGAUUUGCCCAAGUAAGUAUAUCAAGUUAUCACCGUUACCAAUUGAAAGUGAUUAUAUUGUGAAAGAUACUUGUGGUGGCAAAUGGGAUUCAAUAUGGGUUGUUGAUCCCACAUUCAAAACACAUAUGACGGGAAACCGGAAUAUGUUUAAGUGUUUCAAGAGACACUUUGGGGUUGUGACAAACGAAAGUAGGAAAGAUUUUUCGUUUGUGCAUGGAAUAGGAGAAGUGAGAGUGCCGGUGGACGGCAAAGACAAGACGAUCCCGUGCGUAAGUUAUGCACCAAGUCUAGACAAGAAUGUUUUAAGUCUAGAACAACUCUUGUUUCAAGGGAUAGAAACGGUUACCAUGGGGGAAACGUGUGUGUUAAAGAAGAUGUUUGGAUGUCGUUCGAAAGGAUUCGACAUUUAUGAAGACAAGUCGGAAGUCGACUUGGAACAAGAUUAUCUCAAUGCAUUCUACGAUAAUCUUGGUGUUGACAACGGCUACAAGAAGGAAAAGAAAGAAUUCCAAGAGUGUUUGGGUGAAUACUACGAAAGGGAAUUCGAGAAAACAAGAAACAAGAAGAAAGUGUACGGUGAAAAUUCAAAGGCUAAAAAGAAGGAAGUUGUGUAUUCCAAGAAAGCGAAAAAGGCGCUUUUGAUUUACAUUGAAGGCGAAAAAGAUAACCCGCGUCAAUCAAGAGAAACGCUUCGGGAACGAGCGUUAAUUCUCUCACAACUCGAGGAGGACGUCAUCGAAAGAAAUAUGAUUAUGGAAAGUUGUGUGGAACCGGGAGAUCUUAUUACAUUGCACGAGGAAAUAAAGAAACACCAAAGAUUCUUCGAUGCACCAUUCGAAGAAGUCUUGGUUUGGUUCAUUACGGAUUUCCUCGGGAUCGUAUGUGAGAAAGCAAUGCCGCCAGAACUGAUCGAUGGCCUGAGACCUUAGUCUCAUAUUGUUACACCGCAUCGUAAAGCACAAUGGAGGAUUCAAAGAAGUGAUGGAGAAAAAUAUGUGGGAUGUGAUUGCGGCCAAGUACGGUUACGAACCGGAUGAUGCAUACGAGAUGAAAGUCGCCUACAUCUAUUACUUGGAACUAGUCGAGUGGUACUUCGACUACAUGAAGAAAGAGCGUGAGAGAAAGGAAGAUGGCAUGGCUGGAAAUUCAAGCAACAAUUGCGGUUGGCUCGACGAAUCAAGCGACGACGACGUGGUGGUCAAGAUAGAGGUCACCAAUAAUCGCAAGGAGUGAUCCACGGCCGGAGAUUCGGAUGUUCUUGCUUAGGGCGGUGAAUGAAGAUCAAUAACCAAGUCCAUCCGAAAACGGUGUUCGGGCCGGUAUCUAUUAUUAUUUGUUUUAGUUAAGUAAUGGGUCAAAACUGUUUUUAUGUUUAUAUUAUGUAUUUGGGCCGGAGGCCAAGUCUAGUGGGUCGAACGAUAUGUCAAGUCCAGUUAGGUUAUGUAAAUGAUUAGAGAACAAGCGGGUUGGGCCGAAAGCUUGAUGAACCGGUACGUUUCAAAGUAAAUAACCGCAUGAGCGGUUAUCAUGGAACCAACACAUCCAUCUGUGAAACGUUGUGACGUUUGGAGACGUACCCGUUCACGGCGUAUAAAGCCGGCUGCAAAUCCCUUGUUCUUCGUUCAGUCAGUUCGUUAAGUUUCUGUAUUUACAAGUUAUUGUUAUUCAAAAGUUCAAGUUCGAUCAAGUUCUAUUCGGUUAGUUUUAUUAUCAUUCAGAAGUUUGUUUUGUUCGAUUCAUAAUGAUACACUGUGAUUAUUGUGGGUUGUAUGAAAACGAUUGUGUGUGCGGUCACAACACCAUCCGUUUCGAAUGGUCCUGGGUUUCCGAUGACGAUGAUACCAACAUUGGUAUCAGAGCCAAAGGUUUAACAGGAAGCGGAAGGAGUUGUGAUCAAGAUGGGAACCGGAUUUGUGGAAACAAAGGAAAAUCGGUGGAAACCGAUCACGGUGAAGAUGUUAUUGUUCGUAGUGGAAAGUGCGGCCGGACGGCGGAAGAGGAUGAGUACGCGCAGGGGAAGCCAACCAUGCGAACCGGGAAAUCACCGGUGAAGAAGUUUCCAAGGAAAGUGUUUCCAAAGGGUUUCGUGAAGAAGUCCGGUAAGAAAUCUAAUGCACCGGUGGGUAGGCCGAGGAAACCGGGAGUCCGAUGUUUCAAGUGCAAGGAAUUCGGUCAUAUCGCAUCGAUUUGCCCAAGUAAGUAUAUCAAGUUAUCACCGUUACCAAUUGAAAGUGAUUAUAUUGUGAAAGAUACUUGUGGUGGCAAAUGGGAUUCAAUAUGGGUUGUUGAUCCCACAUUCAAAACACAUAUGACGGGAAACCGGAAUAUGUUUAAGUGUUUCAAGAGACACUUUGGGGUUGUGACAAACGAAAGUAGGAAAGAUUUUUCGUUUGUGCAUGGAAUAGGAGAAGUGAGAGUGCCGGUGGACGGCAAAGACAAGACGAUCCCGUGCGUAAGUUAUGCACCAAGUCUAGACAAGAAUGUUUUAAGUCUAGAACAACUCUUGUUUCAAGGGAUAGAAACGGUUACCAUGGGGGAAACGUGUGUGUUAAAGAAGAUGUUUGGAUGUCGUUCGAAAGGAUUCGACAUUUAUGAAGACAAGUCGGAAGUCGACUUGGAACAAGAUUAUCUCAAUGCAUUCUACGAUAAUCUUGGUGUUGACAACGGCUACAAGAAGGAAAAGAAAGAAUUCCAAGAGUGUUUGGGUGAAUACUACGAAAGGGAAUUCGAGAAAACAAGAAACAAGAAGAAAGUGUACGGUGAAAAUUCAAAGGCUAAAAAGAAGGAAGUUGUGUAUUCCAAGAAAGCGAAAAAGGCGCUUUUGAUUUACAUUGAAGGCGAAAAAGAUAACCCGCGUCAAUCAAGAGAAACGCUUCGGGAACGAGCGUUAAUUCUCUCACAACUCGAGGAGGACGUCAUCGAAAGAAAUAUGAUUAUGGAAAGUUGUGUGGAACCGGGAGAUCUUAUUACAUUGCACGAGGAAAUAAAGAAACACCAAAGAUUCUUCGAUGCACCAUUCGAAGAAGUCUUGGUUUGGUUCAUUACGGAUUUCCUCGGGAUCGUAUGUGAGAAAGCAAUGCCGCCAGAACUGAUCGAUGGCCUGAGACCUUAGUCUCAUAUUGUUACACCGCAUCGUAAAGCACAAUGGAGGAUUCAAAGAAGUGAUGGAGAAAAAUAUGUGGGAUGUGAUUGCGGCCAAGUACGGUUACGAACCGGAUGAUGCAUACGAGAUGAAAGUCGCCUACAUCUAUUACUUGGAACUAGUCGAGUGGUACUUCGACUACAUGAAGAAAGAGCGUGAGAGAAAGGAAGAUGGCAUGGCUGGAAAUUCAAGCAACAAUUGCGGUUGGCUCGACGAAUCAAGCGACGACGACGUGGUGGUCAAGAUAGAGGUCACCAAUAAUCGCAAGGAGUGAUCCACGGCCGGAGAUUCGGAUGUUCUUGCUUAGGGCGGUGAAUGAAGAUCAAUAACCAAGUCCAUCCGAAAACGGUGUUCGGGCCGGUAUCUAUUAUUAUUUGUUUUAGUUAAGUAAUGGGUCAAAACUGUUUUUAUGUUUAUAUUAUGUAUUUGGGCCGGAGGCCAAGUCUAGUGGGUCGAACGAUAUGUCAAGUCCAGUUAGGUUAUGUAAAUGAUUAGAGAACAAGCGGGUUGGGCCGAAAGCUUGAUGAACCGGUACGUUUCAAAGUAAAUAACCGCAUGAGCGGUUAUCAUGGAACCAACACAUCCAUCUGUGAAACGUUGUGACGUUUGGAGACGUACCCGUUCACGGCGUAUAAAGCCGGCUGCAAAUCCCUUGUUCUUCGUUCAGUCAGUUCGUUAAGUUUCUGUAUUUACAAGUUAUUGUUAUUCAAAAGUUCAAGUUCGAUCAAGUUCUAUUCGGUUAGUUUUAUUAUCAUUCAGAAGUUUGUUUUGUUCGAUUCAUAAUGAUACACUGUGAUUAUUGUGGGUUGUAUGAAAACGAUUGUGUGUGCGGUCACAACACCAUCCGUUCCGAAUGGUCCUGGGUUUCCGAUGACGAUGAUACCAACACCGACAUGUCAGUACGAACCGCGCCCAGGUGGAAGCCGUGCCGGUGUUCCUGGGCCGCAAAAUCACCAACAACCUCUUCCUCUUAUGCAACAACAGGCACAAUGUUCACAAAUGGGUCCAACUCCAAUAGCACUUGCUGGAGCUAGUUGCAUGCCAAUGUUCCCUCCCGGGUUAGGUCAACAAUUUUUUUAUGGUCAAGCUCAACCUACCUUCAUUCCUCCCCAACCUGGUUUUGGGCAUCAGUAUCAACUUGUUCAGCCAGGUCAGCUUAGACCGCGUCCAGGUGGAAGCCGUGCUGGUGUUCCUGGGCAGCAGAUUCAGCAACAGAUGGUGCCAAUUGGACCAAUGUCUCAUCACGCACCAAUGUCUUAUCGAUAUGAUGCUGGGAAUGUGAUGCAAUUAAGUGAUGCUGGUGGAAGCUCUGCACUUGCAAAUGCUUUCCCAACAGAGCAAAGGAAUAUGUUGGAUGACAAUCUAUACCCACUCACGGAACAGGACACCACAGAGGUUCUUCACUGGCUGGAAUUACCAUAAGUACUAAAGGUCAUGAAGAGUGGUGCCUAAAAGGGAGACGGCAAUUUAAAAUUUGGUACCUAGACUUUUCAUACCGAGUAUUAUUUUGGACCCACUACUGACAAUUUAAAUUUAAACCUUUAAUAGGCAACUCAUUUUCUUUUAUUGUUAUUUUAAUCAGUUAUUAGACUCUGUUCAGCUACAAUUUCAUUGAAAAUAUAAUGAUCGUAUGUCCAGCUGUGUGUCU
Molecule: messenger RNA, 8618 nt
Organism: Helianthus annuus (common sunflower)
Lineage: Eukaryota; Viridiplantae; Streptophyta; Magnoliopsida; Asterales; Asteraceae
Product: polyadenylate-binding protein 2
Exons: 6
Coding region: 7781-8392 (203 amino acids)
Molecular function (GO): zinc ion binding; nucleic acid binding
Source: RefSeq, a predicted model, not a curated record